Messenger RNA from Scomber japonicus (chub mackerel), 3485 nucleotides. RefSeq names its product RNA-binding protein with multiple splicing-like. The record is from RefSeq and is a predicted model, not a curated record. Lineage: Eukaryota; Metazoa; Chordata; Actinopteri; Scombriformes; Scombridae. Gene Ontology annotation, molecular function: mRNA binding. The transcript has 9 exons. The coding region runs from base 402 to 986 and encodes 194 amino acids.
UUUGCCUGCGGCGCAGUCCACUGAACAUUUACUGUAUUUCAUUUUGGGGGAACAGCAACAAGAGCCUCCGGAGAAGCUUUCCAGGGAAUGCUGAGGAAUAUCGGACUGCACAGAAACACCACUCACUGCUGACUUUUCUGUUUUUAAAAAAAGAUCCUCUCUGAUCAGAUUGAUGUCACCAAACUAGUGGGGAAGCUCGGGUCAGUAGGACAGCGGCCGCACGCGGACUGUUGUCUGUCGGACGGUGCUUUUUUUUUUCUUCUUAAAAAAAAAAAAAAAAAUUGGGUCCCAGCAGAAGCCGAAGAGAGCGAAGCAGAAACAAAAGACGCAAAGAAGAGUAAGAAGAAGAAGAAGAAGAAGAAGACAGUCAAAGUGAAAGUGAUACAAGAGUCCGGCUCAGAAUGAAUAACAACAAAAUCGAGAAAGAAAACGAGCAGAGUGAAUUCACCAACCACGAAGAGGAGGUCCGAACGCUAUUUGUCAGUGGACUACCACUGGAUAUUAAGCCGCGGGAGCUCUAUCUCCUGUUCAGACCAUUUAAGGGCUAUGAGGGCUCCUUAAUAAAACUCACUUCAAAACAGCCGGUGGGGUUUGUCAGCUUUGACAGUCGAUCAGAAGCGGAGGCUGCUAAGAAUGCCUUGAACGGGGUCCGGUUUGAUCCAGAGAUCCCCCAGACCCUUCGGCUGGAGUUUGCCAAGGCCAACACUAAGAUGGCCAAGAACAAGCUGGUUGGCACUCCCAACCCCCCUCCCUCCCAGCAGAGCCCCGGGCCACAGUUCAUUAGCAGAGACCCAUAUGAGCUCACAGUGCCUGCUCUAUAUCCCAGCAGCCCAGACGUGUGGGCAUCAUACCCUCUGUACCCGGCGGAGCUGUCGCCGGCCCUCCCACCCGCUUUCACCUACCCCUCCUCGCUCCACGCUCAGAUUCGUUGGCUCCCACCUGCAGAUGGAACUCCUCAGGGAUGGAAGUCCAGGCAGUUCUGCUGAAGUAUGUGUUCCUGAUGUGUGAUGGUGGCCGUGGCCGGCUGUGACGGGCGUUGCUGAUUGCCUCUCGUGUCUAAUUAGAAACCAGGAGGACUGACCUGACUCCAGCUCUCGCAGCAGCGUUACCGUCGGCAGCAGCAGCCUCAUGGGCCUCAGGACAUACUAGACCCCAGCCUCCAUCACACAUCGAGUCCCCUGCCCCCACCCCACCUCUACCCCACCCCAAAAUCCCUCCAUCUCUUUUUUAUACUGUUACAUACUCAAGAUUUUACUGGCAGCGCUUUAGCUACACCUCCUCUGACACCUACAUGAAAGGUACCGGGGCACACAUGACAAAGGCGCACACACACCCUUUGUUUAACAGUUGACUGCAUCGCCCAUCUAACGUUAGCUGGUCUCUUGCUUUGCAUUCUGCACAUGCGAGUAUAAAGACAGUCCGCCAAAGGAGUGCAAACACAACUUAUGCAGCCACUUUGCAAGGCCAGGCGUGUGGAAGUGUGGCUAAAGCGCUACAGGAUAAUGUUAUUAUAUGACUUAUUAUUACUAUUCUGUAUAUCAUUCAUAUUAAUGUUAUUAUGAUGAUUAAAUACAUGUUGAAGCAUGACUUUGCAAAAAAAGGAAAAAAAAAACAAUGCUGUACAUUUUUAGAUAUUUUAAAGAAAUACAAAAAGGUAUUUUUGUAAUCAAGACAAUGUUUGAAAUGGUUCUGUUUGAUUGGUUCUUGUUGUGCUAAAGUGUGUGAGGAACUUUCAUACUUUUUUUUUUUUUUUGCCCUUACUGUUUCCUGCCGUUACAAAAUGGAAAGUCACCAUGCUAUACCAAAGCAGUCCUGUUAGUUUGCUCUUAUGUUUUCUACAUAUUAUGUGGAUUAUGUUUCGUUCGUGUGUGUAUUGUGGCGUCCUUACCCGAUGAAGACAUUAGUCCCUUGUCUGAUGUGCUUUGGUUCGACUGAGCAGUCGAUGUUAACACGGAGAGAAAAAAACACACUUGAUUUUUGCAGGUUGAGGUAAAUCAGAUGUGUUUAAAAAAAAAAAAAGGAGCUCACUGAGGCAUUGACAGGAGUAAGCCAUCGCCAGUGAAGGUAGAGUGACCCUGAGACUGCAAUACACAGCAAACUGAGCCCUGCUAUAAUUAGGAAUUUGCUCCUUCAUUGUGUAGCAGGAGGACAGCAGCACAGUAUAGAGAAACAAAAAGACCAAAGGCAUUUUUUUUACACUGGAGAGCUAUCUAGGCUAGUGGAAUUAUUUCAUUUUUGACUGCUUUGUAGUCCACAAUCUGAUUUCUUAUGAAGUAUGACGUUAUUUUUGCUGCAUGUCUCAUUCGGUGUCACUCCAAAGAGCCACUCUGCAUCUGAAAGGAUAUUCACUUUAAGCAAUUUGUCUCUUUUGUCUAUUUUUAGGGAGCCAGUGUGAUUCAAAAUGCUUUUGUAAAUUUUUGAAUUUACAUAGUAGUGAUGGGAGUGGAGAAAAAAUAAAUCUUUUGUAAUCUUAUGUUUUCUGGGCCUGCAAUAACGUCUUUGCUGUAUGACAUAUCAUCGAGUGAUCGUCAUCCUGUGACACUCUUUGACGCCAAAAUUCUCAUUCAUGUCACGUUCUUACAAAAACAAACAGUGAUUGUUGUACUCCUCUGAUGAGGCUAAGUCACAUUUCACAGUGAUGUGACAAUCAGAAAGUGAAAUGAGAAAACAACCAUCUCCCCUAUCGUAUUUAGCCCAGGUGUGUACAAUCAUAUUGGAUCGGUUAAAUCAUAUAGUCAGUGUUUUUAAUCAUUAAAAAUAAUAUGCACAUCAUAUCAACUGAUUUUUUUUUUUUUUUUUUUUUGCUUUUACAGACAUUUUUUUAAGCCAAGUGUGGCACCAAAUUUAUUAGAAACAAGUAUUUAUAAUGUGUGUGUGUGUGCGUGUGUUUUUAUGGGUAUUAUGUUUUUAAAGUUCAUAGAAGAUGCCCAUCAUAUAAUUCAGUGUAAGUAUUAUUGUAAGUUUAAUUGUAUAUUCAUUUGGUAAUUUUCUAGAGAUUCUUUUUGUGUUUGUAUCUGACUGAUCAGAACAUACUGUAUGUAAUAUAUGAAAUACUGUUUUACCUACAUAAUUCACUGUGAAAUCCAGAGAAAAAAAAACAUGCCCUUUGAACGAAUGGAUCUUUUUGUAUUUUGCCAGCAGUACGGUACAGAAGUUCCUAGAAAAUUAAUAUGAUGAUCCCUCCUUUUCUGUCAAUGAAAAAUACUCCUUUCUUGUUUCUGUAUACCGUGUGUGUACCCGUGUGUUCUGUGCAUGUUCACGGCAUGUGUGUGUUCUUCUUUUUUCUUUUUCUUAAUGCAUACAGUACUGUUGAUAUUUAUGUAUUUUAGCCACUGUGAGGAGAAACUGUAUUUCAGUGAAUUGCAGAGGUUGGUUUGUUUGAAAAGACAACAACAACAACAAAAAAAAAAGGUGAUCAAAAUGAGAAGUUUUUAUGAAAAUGUUAAAUGAAGACAUUUCAGGCCGUCUGCCAUUAAAGACUGUGA